AGGCGGCGGAUUUUGAACUAUCGCAUUUUCACAACCGAUUUUAUCAAUCGUUCCGCAAUUUAAGCAACCUUCUUAUCAACAUGGCGGCUUUUGAGAAUUUCGAUAGCAUCUUCCUGGAUCUAUCCAAGGAAUCUGGAAAGUGCAGAUUCGCCGAGAAUGGAUUGGGUUGGAAACCCUCAGCAGGCGGCAACACAUUUACCCUCGAUCGCGGAGAUAUCGUCAAUGCACAAUGGAGUCGUGCUGCGAAAGGCUACGAAGUCAAGAUUCUGAAGAGAUCUUCCGAGCUUGUUCAUCUUGACGGAUUUCAACAGGAGGAUCUAGAGCGUCUAAGCAAAAUCUUCAAGAACUGGUACAGCAUAAAUCUAGAUCCUAAGGAACAUGCGCUACGAGGCUGGAAUUGGGGAAAGACGGAAUUCAGCAAGGCUGAACUUGUAUUCAAUGUUCAGAACAAGCCCUCCUUCGAAGUACCAUAUUCCGAAAUAUCCAACACCAAUCUCGCUGGUCGCAAUGAAGUCUCUGUCGAAUUCGCCGCCUCGAACGAGGAUGAUACGGGUACAAACGGACACCUAGGCGGAGCACGAGGUCGUGGCAAAAAGUCCGGUGCAGGCAAAGAUCAGCUUGUGGAGAUGCGAUUCUAUAUUCCCGGCACCACCACUCGCAAGGAAACAGAAGGUGAGGAAGCAGGAAGCGGUGCCGAAGAGGAAAAGAACGCCGCUACAUUGUUCUACGAGACGCUCAUGGACAAGGCUGAGAUUGGCGAGACUGCGGGCGACGCGAUUGCUACUUUCUUGGAGGUCCUCCACCUUACACCUCGUGGACGAUUCGAUAUCGACAUGUAUGAGGCGUCAUUCCGUCUCCGUGGUAAGACAUACGACUACAAGAUUCAGUACGAACACAUCAAGAAGUUUAUGGUGUUACCGAAGGCGGACGAUUUGCACUUUAUGUUGUGUAUUGGCCUAGAUCCUCCUCUCCGUCAGGGACAGACGAGGUAUCCCUUCAUUGUCAUGCAAGCUAAAAAAGACGAAGAAGUUACCAUCGAUCUGAACCUCACAGAGGAACAACUAAACGAACAGUACAAGGAUCGUCUACAGCCACACUACGAACAACCGCUCCACCAAGUCAUCACUUACAUCUUUAAGGGCCUCGCCAACAAGAAGAUCACCUCUCCAGCCAAGGAUUUUAUGACGCACAGGAACCAGUUCGGCAUCAAGUGUUCCAUCAAGGCAGCAGAAGGUUUUCUUUACUGUCUCGAGAAAGCUUUCAUGUUCGUGCCUAAGCCUGCGACUUACGUAUCCUACGACCAGACGUCCUCUAUCGUGUUCUCCCGUGUCAGCGGCGCUGUCUCGGCCUUGUCGACUUUCGACAUUGCAGUCCAUAUGAAGAGUGGAGGCGCCCCGCAUUCCUUCAGUAACAUUAAUCGAGAAGACUUGAAGGCGCUUGAGGGCUUCUUCAAACUAAAGGGCCUACGUGUUAAGAACGAGAUUGACGAAGACGCUAACCUACUUGCGGCCGCUCUGCGCGAGGAGGCCAUGGAUGAGUCCGAGGAGGAGGUAGUCGGACCUAGAGCCGAUCGCGGAUCAGCCGACGAAGACGAAGAAAGCGUAGACGAGGACUUCCAGGCCGAGAGCGAAAGUGAUGUGGCCGAAGAGUACGAUUCCGCUCACGAAUCAUCGGGCUCCGGUAGUGCGGAGAGCGAUGUUGAUGGCGGGGCGGGUGACAACGAAGAUGAGGAGAUGUUGGACGAGGAGGAAGAGGAGGAAGCAAAGCCCAAGGCGAAGAAACAGAAGAUUUCCAAAUAAAGGGGAUGCUCGUCCCUUUUCUGUGCCUAAUCAUCCCUGGCAUAAACCUGAGUUUUAUCAUUGAAUGGUUCAAGGGCAAGGUCCGGUGGCAAUGGCGUUAAGGUAGCUAACUAGCUCUAUUGGCUUCGUUGGGUCCCUGGAGUAGUUGCAAUUACGUUUGUGCGACCAAGGGAAUCUGAUUUAAGCAUCUAACCAUUUUGAUAAG
This is a messenger RNA of Annulohypoxylon maeteangense, 2004 nucleotides long. RefSeq names its product SSrecog-domain-containing protein. Gene Ontology annotation, molecular function: nucleosome binding; DNA binding; histone binding. The transcript is spliced from 4 exons. Gene Ontology annotation, cellular component: nucleus; FACT complex. Bases 81 to 1799 code for a protein of 572 amino acids. The record is from RefSeq and is a predicted model, not a curated record. Lineage: Eukaryota; Fungi; Ascomycota; Sordariomycetes; Xylariales; Hypoxylaceae.